Molecule: messenger RNA, 330 nt
Organism: Geodia barretti
Lineage: Eukaryota; Metazoa; Porifera; Demospongiae; Tetractinellida; Geodiidae
Source: the annotation of a GenBank genome assembly
AUGAUAGCCGGGGCCAGGCUAAUCGCGCCGGAAAUGCUGGACGCGGAAGUGAUGUCGGGUCUGCGCAGUCAGGUGCUUCACGGGGAGAUCGAUGAGGCCCGGGCGCUCACGGCGCUGGCCGACCUGGCGGCCAUGCCCGUUGAGCGAGUAUCGCACGGCCCGCUAAUCCCUUUGGCCUGGCCGUACUACCAGAACGUGACGGCCUAUGAUGCGCUGUACGUUGCCGCCGCCCGGGUUUACGACGCCGCGAUACUCACGUGCGACGGUCAUCUAUCCCGCGCUCCGGCCGGCGUGCUCGGCGUGGCGGUGCGAAACGUCGACGUUGGAUGA